Molecule: messenger RNA, 4099 nt
Organism: Neopsephotus bourkii (Bourke's parrot)
Lineage: Eukaryota; Metazoa; Chordata; Aves; Psittaciformes; Psittacidae
Gene: KLHL26
Product: kelch like family member 26
Exons: 3
Coding region: 1252-3015 (587 amino acids)
Molecular function (GO): protein binding
Source: RefSeq, a predicted model, not a curated record
CUUGAAGAUGGGCAGGAAGGCGGCCAGGGCGUGUAAACACGUUUCAGAACCUCUCUAAUAUGGUUACACUGGUGUGUUGGUUGAAAGCAGUCCCAACUGUCAAACCCAGGAUGAAUGGUGGAGGGAGACCUGCAGGUCUGCCUUAUCUAGAAGUAUGUAUGUCUGGGUUCGCAGCAAGGGAAAGUUGAGCUGAACUCCCUGACCUUAUUCCUUCCAAAGCAAGCAGUGGGAGAGCAGCAAUGUACAGGAGGAUGGAGUAAAACCAUCAGGGGAAGAUAAUGAUAAGGGCUGUGAGUCUGCUUUGCUUUUGUGCUCCUCUGAUCUUGCAUAGCUUCACUCUUCAAUUAGACUUCUUUUCUUCCUUCUGAAACCGCUCGGAGUUCAGUGUUGUGCGGUUUCUACGUUCCACCCUCUGCCACAUGGCAAUUUUAAACCAGAUUUAGUUGUUGGAGCUGGUAGACGUGGUGUAGAUGUUUACACUGUAAAAAUAACUUCUGAGCUGGAGGUUUCAUUUAGACCAGAAGUAAAUGUUGGUGAUUCUUUAAAGGCCUUACCUCCAAGUGUUGUGUAGCGUUCACUGCUUUGGAAGGAAGAGCCCUGCAUCACGGGGUGAUGGCUCUGGUGUCUUUUCCAGUUUCUCAUUUAUGUGAAAGAGAAGUGCUGAACUUGCACAGAAAUCACUGCCCUUAAGAAAAGCUUUUGCUGCACUUCUGGGGGUCUUGGUUAAUUCUGUUCAGGUGAGGUGACAUGGAGCUGCUGCAGAACUGAACUGCCCAAGGAGCUGGGAACUGCAAGCCUGUUGGAAGGGAAGUGCAGACCAUUUAGGUAAGGGCUAAAACCAGCUGUGGUGGUGAGAAGGUUUCAUCCUGGAGCUGAAUUGGAGCUGGUGUUCUGAUGCCAAGUGCUGGGCAGCUGCUUGCAUCUGCUAGAAAACACGAUUCCUUUAGUCUGCGCUGGUGGCACAGUGGUGUUGUCUUGUUUCUGCUGUUUCAUCACUUCAUGUUGUUUGUGCUCAACAUCCCUUGCUGCUCCAAGGCACCAAUCUGGAGGGUGGAGGUGCAGGGAGAGGAGAGGCGUGUGCGGUGCUCUGCACGCUGGAGUACCUACUCUGCAUGUAACUACUCCUGUCGUUUUUAUUGUGACACUGCCCAGGCGAUGCAGGCGGGUGCCACAGACCCAGGCUGGGACAAACGCUGCGCUGAGCUCCUCGUACUCUGAGUGGGAAGCUGUCCCAAGGUGUGGAGCGAAGGCAUGGCUGACAAGAACAGCACCCUGAAAUGCACGUUCUCUGCUCCUGGCCACAGCACCACUCUACUGCAGGGACUGGCCUCGCUCCGAGCUCAGGCUCAGCUGCUUGAUGUCAUCCUCACUAUAAAUAAUGAAGUGUUUCAGGUUCAUAAAGUUGUCUUGGCUGCCUGCAGUGACUAUUUCAGGGCAAUGUUUGCAGGCGGGAUGAGAGAAGCCAGCCAAGAUGUGAUUGAACUGAAAGGUCUAUCUGCAAAAGGACUGAAGCACAUUAUAGACUUCGCGUACAGCGCCGAAGUGACUCUUGAUCUUGACUGCAUUCAGGAUGUGCUGGGAGCUGCUGUCUUCCUCCAGAUGGUGCCUGUCGUGGAGCUCUGCGAAGAGUUCCUGAAGUCUGCCAUGAGCGUAGAAACGUGUCUCAAUAUCGGGCAGAUGGCCACCACCUUCAGCCUCGCAUCCUUGAAGGAAUCAGUAGAUGCAUUCACUUUCAGGCAUUUCCUCCAGAUCUCUGAGGAAGAGGAUUUCCUCCACCUGCCCCUGGAGCGCCUUGUUUUCUUCUUGCAGAGCAAUAAGCUGAAAAGCUGCAGUGAAAUAGAUCUCUUCCGUGCUGCUGUCCGGUGGCUGCAGUAUGACCCAACCCGCCGUGCCAACGCCAGCCAGGUCCUCUGCCACAUCCGCUUCCCGCUGAUGAAGUCCUCGGAGCUGGUGGACAGCGUCCAGACCUUGGACAUCAUGGUGGAAGAUGUCUUGUGCCGGCAGUAUCUGCUGGAGGCGUUUAACUACCAGAUCCUGCCCUUCCGGCAGCAUGAGAUGCAGUCCCCUCGCACCACCAUCCGCUCGGAUGUCCUGUCCCUCAUCACCUUCGGUGGCACUCCCUACACUGAUAACGACCGCACUGUGAGCUGCAAGGUCUACUACCUGCCGGAUGCCAGCGUGCGGCAGUUCAAGGAGCUGACGGAGAUGGAGGUAGGCAGCAGCCACUCCUGCGUGGCCGUGCUCGACAACUUCGUCUACAUCGUUGGAGGGCAGCACCUGCAGUACCGGAGCGGGGAGGGAGCUGUGGACAUCUGCUACCGCUACGAUCCGCACCUGAACCAGUGGCUGCGCAUCCAGGCCAUGCAGGAGAGCAGGAUCCAGUUCCAGCUCAACGUCCUGCACGGCAUGGUGUACGCCACCGGUGGGAGGAACCGCUCGGGGAGCUUGGCCUCUGUGGAGAAGUACUGCCCCCAAAAUAAUGAGUGGACCUAUGUGUGCUCCCUGAAACGCAGGACGUGGGGGCACGCGGGAGCCACGGUAGGAGGCAAGCUGUACAUCUCAGGUGGGUACGGCAUCUCGGUGGAAGACAAGAAAGCCCUGCACUGCUACGACCCCACCGUGGAUCAGUGGGAGUUUAAAACCCCGAUGAAUGAGCCCAGAGUUCUGCAUGCCAUGGUCAGUGCAAAUAGCAGGAUUUAUGCUUUGGGAGGCCGCAUGGACCAUGUUGACCGUUGUUUUGAUGUUUUGGCUGUGGAAUAUUAUGUGCCUGAAACAGACCAAUGGACCACAGUGAGCCCGAUGCGCGCGGGGCAGUCGGAAGCAGGCUGUUGUUUACUAGAAAAAAAGAUUUAUAUUGUAGGAGGGUACAAUUGGCAUCUGAACAAUGUCACCAGCAUCGUGCAGGUGUAUAACACCGAAACUGAUGAAUGGGAAAGGGACCUACAUUUCCCAGAGUCUUUUGCUGGGAUAGCAUGUGCUCCCGUUAUCCUGCCGCAGGGAAUGACCCAGAGAUAACUCCGUGCGACGGCGUCAGCCUGUGAAAUCGCCUCGUGUUGCAUGUGAUCAGAUGCUGUGGUGUUCCUUUGUUGUUUGCAAAUGGUAUUGUGCGUUUUGUGGGUGAGGGAAGGAGAAAAAUAGCUUGUGUUCCCUCCUCCAUAAAGUCCCUCCUCCUCUUCUGUAGUGUUCUGGCAAGCGUGUUCCAUCAGAAGCACUUGUCAGCUAGUUAGACUUAACAGAUGUUACAGCUGGAAAAAGCUUUUCUCUUCCUUUUUUUUUCCUGGUUGGAUGGGGGGUGCGUUUUGCCAACUUUUCAUAUUUGUAACAAUAUUCCACAUUGCAAACCAUGGCCAGCUCAGGGGGCACUGGGGACUGGGGGAUGUUCAACAGAGUUCAGGUGUGAUUUUUGUAUUAAUAGCUCCAAACAUGGAUGUCGCUUCUUUGUUUUUUAUUAGCAAACAAACAAACCAAAAGCUGUAAAACACACUGACCUCCAGAAGCAAUAACGGGACAGUGGGAGCUCCAGGAGCUCAGGUGCUUGGAUCAGGAAAGCAGAUUCUUGCUUUUCAAAGGUGACUUUUUGGGGUUUCUUUCCCCUUUUCAAAGGGGAAUACUUAGCCUUGCACACCUCUGGUCUCCGUUGGUUCUUCACUGCUUGGAUCACACUGCGAUUCCAGAUCCCUUCCUCACCCCCUCCAGACAGCAGCACGAUCCUCUAGUCCAGAAGUUCUCCCUUACCUUGGGGGAUUCAGCGUUUGCCACACUAAAGCCAUGUCAAUAGCUGGAUUAUGUACAAAUGAGCAGGAUUCUUUUCCUUACGAGUGCCAAGAAUUUGGCUGCCCUGGCAAUAAGAGCUGUGGCUGCUCGGCUGGGCUGAGCCUCAGGGAACACCCAGAGGCUCUGGUUUGGGUCCUGCUGCGUUUGCCUUGCCACCAAUACGUGCUCAUCCAAACUCCUUUUGUACAGGAAAAGGGGUGGGUGCUACUUCCUCAGAAGCUUGAAGGUUUUCUCCCUUGACUUGUCAAUAAGCUACUCGGCAUCGUAACGUGAUGGAAGUCAAAGUGGAAUGGGGUUUGUUGUUCUUGUUGCCAGUGGAUAUUUU